UUGACUAAUUGUUCAUUCUUUCUUAUUCUUACAUGUAUGCCCAUUAGACAGUAAGUUUCAUGAAAAUCUGAUAUGCCAAUGUGUACAUUGGUGUGCAAUUUAUGGUUUUCCUCUACCAUUGAUAAGAGUUUGAUAUGUUGGCUACUGUAAGGCCACCAGUGGUCACAGCAGAGCCUGAUUCAUGGCCUGGCCAGUGGCAAAAGGUCCUUCACUGUGUGUGUGUGUGCAGCAGUCAAUUUCAAAUUGUCAUACCAUAAUUUACCCAUGUUUGGAAACCAAAAAAGAAAGUGGUUUAGACACUCAGUUUUAGAAUUUGUCCUUACUUAGUACUUUUGUGAAUACAAAAAUGACAUACACCUAUUUUUUUGGAAAGACAUCUUGCAAUGUGUGUGUGUGUGUGUGUUAUAAACAUUUAUUACUGAAGUGGUAGGCCUCUAUUGUACCACAGUUAUGUUUGUUAUGGUUCAACUGUGUUUAUUACAUAGUUAACUCCAUUAUUAUAUUUAUGUCAUGAAGUAAAAUGACUCAUUCAGUUGACUACUAUAAGAAAAACCUCUCUCAUUGUGUACUUACAAUUGGCUGCUGAAACAACUUCUUGUGUCCCCAUCACAUCUCACACAGUGCAUUGCCAAUUUUUCCCCUUCUCUGAAAAAUAUGUGGGGCCUAAUAGCACUGUCUAGCUCAUAAUCUGACUAGCAGCUUAUGUUUUGCUGUUACCAAAUAUUCUGAUAAAUUGCUUUGUGCCAACCUUAUUUAUAUCUAAAAGACUGCUAGGAUUAAACAUUGACAAUUUCCAGUGCAUGGGCAAUAUCCCGCUUAACUACACGUGUGGCUUAAGUGAGUUGAAUGGUAUGUUCCCUCUUCUUGUGCAAUACUUGGUGUUUAUAAUCAGUAGUCAAAGGUGGCUUACACACAUGACGUGUUGGAAUUUUUUUUUUUACGAUGAAGACACUACUGUACACUUUUCUAGGUAUUAAUUUCUUCGACUUCUUUAGUACUGUUAUGAAGUUAUUAAAUUGUUUAUAACUUACAUUUCAUGUACUUUUGUUAAUAUACACAUGUCACGUUUCACUUUAAUUCAGUUCAGGAAAGCAGUGUACUUUUUGUGAAACUGUUAAAAUAAAAGUCAAGAAGAUAUAAAUCUUUGCAGUCUGUGUAUACCAUUUUGUAUGUAGAAGCAUUUUCUACUAAUUUCCAUGUAAGUGCAUAUGACUAAACAACAGAUGGAUACAAAUAUGGACAUGACAGAAGUGUCAGAUUCCACCCAUCUGUUUUGACCCAUGGCGCCAUCAACAUGGGGAAACGAGUACUUCCAGUGUAUACAAAAUGACUGACAAUGGUGUCACUACAUAUACACGCCAACAAACACGAACAAAUAUAAAAAGGACACAGUAAUGCCUCACUCCAAAAAUAAAAUGAAAGUAAUGGGACAACCACAGGAAAUUGGCGUUUUAGGGUGGGGAUAAGCUAAAUAUACAACAAUAAACAACUGCACCAUCACAGAACAAAUAAUAAAAAAAAUUAAAUUAUAGCAUUUCGCUACACCAACACCACCACAGGAAUCUGACAUUUCCAGUGAACUAUAUAGCUCAACCGGAACUACCGAUACCAAAAAUAAACACCUACAACUCCAGAAAGAGGAAUCAGACCUUUCCCUUGGCCUAUAUAGCUAAACGGCAGUUAUCAAUACCAAAAUACCAUCACCUACAACUCUGAAAAGUGGAACCAAAUCCCCCACAACUCAAAAACCCAAAUACUCCAUAUUCACUACAUCAAUUAAAACACAACCGACCUACCUUAAAUAUACAACAUACAAAACAUCAAAUUACUAUACAAUAAAACGAAAACAAAAAUUACUUACCAAUAAUAGCCGGAAAUACCAUCUAGGUACAUGUGCACACACACACGCCACAAACGUGACACUUAACAUAUUCAGCAAUAAGACCAACCAUCUGCAGAAAGUGUAUGAGAGACAUCACAUCAUCACGCAUCUCAGAAUGUAAUGAUACAGUUGUAAACUUCACUGUCAUAUCCAUACCUAACGGGGAAAAUAAAAAAGAAAGAAAAAGAAAUAUUAGACUUCUUUCUGCACAACAAGCACCGAAUUAAUCAGGCCUAACAAAAACGCCAAAUACAUAAACAAAAAAUAACUGUAAUCACUCGCUGAAAACACUUCCACUACCCGUGUUACUGCACCAUCUCCCUUAACUCAAAACCACCUUAUCACGAUGACAACCAAAACUCAAAUCAUCCCAAUAUCACAAGUUAAACUCAGCAUGCCCACCACCAGUGGGCACCAUCAGCUACAACCACCAGUGGACACCAGCAGAUACAACAAGACAUCUACAAACACAGCCAACUCAAAAAAGCCACGCUAUUACAUAAUGGGUCAAAGCAGAUGGGUGAAAUUGAAUGCUUCCAUUGAUCCCAAAUAUGCAAGAGGCAUGUUCCCGUACAGUUCAUUUAGUAGCCAUAUAAAUGUAUCUCUGUCUCUGCAAACAACAGAAAAGGAAAAAAAAGGUGACAUCUAUUUAUAUUACCUGGUUUCAAUUGUUGUAAUCUCAUAUUGUACUUACCUGUCUUGUAAUGCAGUUUGUCAUGCCGAAGUGAAUGCAAUAUUGAACAAAAAUUCAGCAGAUGUGAAAGACUGUUCUAUGUAUGUUGCUCUGUUCCCAUGCAAUGAAUGUGCAAAGAUAAUAAUUCAGUCUGGCAUUCGAGAAGUCAUUUAUAUGUCUGACAAGAAUUCCCAUAAACUGGAAACAAUUGCUUCCAAACGAAUGUUUGACUCUUCUGGUGUCAAGUACUGGCAGUAUGUUCCAAAGCGCAAACAUAUUGUUAUAGAUUUCACAGAAAUCAACUGGAAUGAAAUGACACAGUGUCCGCCAUCUCCACACAAAGAUGCUGAAUUGCACGAAGAGAUAAAACUUGACCAAAUGGUCUUGACACAGAAUCAUCUAUGAUAUGAUUCCAGAUGUAAUGUGUGUGUGUGUGUGUGUGUGUGUGUGUGUGUGUGUGUGUGCUCACCAGUAACAAAAUCUGUGAUUUACAUGUAUAAGUGAUGAAUAAAUAUUUUUAUUUUACAAA
Schistocerca americana (American grasshopper) is the source of this 3084-nucleotide messenger RNA. RefSeq names its product deoxycytidylate deaminase. The coding region runs from base 2229 to 2960 and encodes 243 amino acids. Gene Ontology annotation, biological process: dTMP biosynthetic process; dUMP biosynthetic process. Gene Ontology annotation, molecular function: zinc ion binding; dCMP deaminase activity. Gene Ontology annotation, cellular component: cytoplasm. Lineage: Eukaryota; Metazoa; Arthropoda; Insecta; Orthoptera; Acrididae. The transcript has 2 exons. The record is from RefSeq and is a predicted model, not a curated record.